AUGGGUAGUGAUCAGGUGAACAUGGCUUAUGGCGGAUUCAUUCAUAACUAUCUUAACCGACAGUUAAUGGUAUCCUUCUAUCUGUUGCUGAUGUCUAUCUCCACAGCUCUCACACCACUUCUCAAGUCUUUCAAAACAUUUAUGGUUUUAUCGGUUUUCUUCGGUUUAGGCGAAGGAGGUUUCGAUACGGCAUGUCAUGCGUGGAUACUUGAGAUGUGGGAGAACGACAACGGGCCGUAUAUGCAGGCCUUGCACUUCACGUUCGGUUUGGGCACACUAUUGGCCCCUUUGAUUAGUUUUCAAUUCUUGGGUGAGAAUCGCAAUUCGGGGUUGAAUUCCGGGUCCCGUUUUGGUACCACUGAUAAUAUCAUUAGCGGUCCGUCGGGCGAAAGAUCGAGAAAGUCGUCAAAAUCAUCGAUAGUUUCCGCAGAAAGCGUCAAACUAUUGAACAAUAACUUAGAGGCCAAAAAUCAUUCGGGGCCCGAAAGGGGCCGAACGGCCAGACGAUACUCAAAGGGUUACUUAGUAUCGUUGGUAUCCAUCUGUUCGGUGAUGUUCUGCUUCUAUGAAGGCAUGGAAAACAUUAACUUUGAAUAUUUGUCCACAUUUUACUACAACACUGAACUCAAUCUCACGAAACAGACAUCCGAUCUGAUCGCGUCCUCCAUGUCCGCCGCGUACACCAUUGGUCGAGGAGUUGGCAUUUUCCUGGCCAUCAAAGUGCAGCCAAAAUAUUUCCUAUACUUAGAUCUAGUGUUAAUAGCGUCGGGAAAUGCCAUACUAUACGUGUUUAGCAACACAUCCGAAGUGAUGGUGUACUUUGGCACAAUAGUGUUGGGGUUCGGCUUUUCCACAGUAUUUCCCUGUGUGUUCACAUAUAUGGAGCUAUUCAUACCCAUGACAGACAUGGUCUGCGGUAUAAUCACGGUCUCGGGUGCCCUCAUAGCCAUCAUAGAUCCCAUAAUAGUGGGCCGAUUCAUAACAGAUGCCCCGUAUAUACUACUCUACCUAAAUAUCGGGAGCACUGUUUUGGUGGUCAUUGCUUUCCUAACCAUUGAAACCAUUACUUACACAAAGAGACGACAGGACAGACUCGCACUCCAGACUUCAUACAAUACCUUUGAGUGAUUGAUCUACUCUCUAGUGAUAAUCUGUGAUCCAAU
Molecule: messenger RNA, 1163 nt
Organism: Medioppia subpectinata
Lineage: Eukaryota; Metazoa; Arthropoda; Arachnida; Sarcoptiformes; Oppiidae
Source: the annotation of a GenBank genome assembly